AUGACAAUGACAAAAAUACUCAUUACCGGUGUGACUGGUUAUAUCGGCGGGUCGAUUCUUUCCUACUUGCAGUCCUCCGCCAAUCAGACUACCAGAGACCUCGAGAUCUCUGUUCUCGUUCGCAAUGACUCUCGAGCGGAAUACUUCUCGUCCAUUGGUCUCAAAGUUCAUACCAUCCAAGACCUCGAUGACUUGGAUGCCAUCAAAGCCGCAGCUUCCGAACACGACGUUGUAAUUCACACUGCUUCCGGAUAUCAUACCGCGAGCGCUAGAGCCCUGAUUCAAGGUCUUGGGAUCCGUAAAAAGCUGAAACAGGAUGCUGAUCUAUACUACAUCCAUACGUCUGGCACGUCAAACCUCGCUGAUCGCCCGAUAAGUCAAACAUAUGCCGAGUCUCGAACUUUUAGCGAUAAAGAUUCAGAUAUUUAUGACUACAUAAAGAAAAGAGAAGUGAUUGAGCCAUAUGCCCAACGCACUACGGAUCUCGUGGUUGUAGAGACAGGAAAAGAAGAGGGCGUGCCUACGACAAUUAUCAUGAGCCCUACAAUCUACGGCGUUGGAUCCGGAAAGUUCAACCGGAUAACCAUCCAGUAUCCGCUGCAAAUGAAAUCAGCAAUAGCGAGUGGACGAGCAGAGUACGUUGGUGACGGCAGAGGCGUAUGGGACUUUGUGCACAUACUCGACCUCGCUCAAUUAUACGAGAUUGUCUUGCUGGAUCGGAUCAAGGGACGAAGAGCCGUUCCGGUUGGAGAGAAGGGAUAUAUUUUCAGCGGUACUGGAACGUUCGCCUGGAAGGACGUCGCGCAGUGGAUUGCCAAAGCCGGCGUACAACUUGGACGCUUGAAUGAUACCGAGACGAAAAGUAUCAGUCUAGAAGAAGCUGCCGACAAAUGGGUUCGUGGGGACAAGCAAUUGUGCGAAUUAGGAUUCGCGAGCAAUGCUAGAUCAAGAGCGGAAAUCGGAAAAGAGUUGGGCUGGAAACCGACGAAAACAAAGGCAGACUGGGAGCGGUCUUUCUUUGAAGAAUUCGAAGAAAUUCUGAAGACAAUUCCCAAAUAA
Molecule: messenger RNA, 1059 nt
Organism: Trichoderma gamsii
Lineage: Eukaryota; Fungi; Ascomycota; Sordariomycetes; Hypocreales; Hypocreaceae
Exons: 1
Coding region: 1-1059 (352 amino acids)
Source: RefSeq, a predicted model, not a curated record